UACGACAGACCUAAUUACCACUGGCGGUUCUACAGGUCGCAGGUUCAAUUCUUCGAGUUGACACAGGUGCCAUUCCAAUCUUCUCUGUAGCGUUCAAAUUUAACAGCUGUCCUGAAGGACGUUGAUCCUUGUUAGUGAUGGCAUUUUUUGGAGGUACACACCCACAGACACCUGCACACAUGCAUUCAGCAAUGUGGCGUGUCAUCAGGAUACGGUGAUGUAAGGAUGCCUUUUCUUUUUCGUUUUUUUUUUUUUUUUUUUUUUCCCCGGAGUUGCUGAUGCCCAUCUUUGUCUGUUAUCUGCCAUCAUGCAGACAUUUUCAGCGGAUGGAAAUGGGUGUAUCUGGCUUCGAGUCACUCCCAGAAUCGAUCAUUUUGCAAAUUUUUGAAGACUUCAUAGCCGAUCCCAAGGAUGUUGCUGUCCUCUCUGCAGUCUGUGUGAGGUUCAGCAAACUUGCAUGGCAGCAGUUGAAGACUCUUCGGUGUGGGCAACGAUUCUUUGAAUGCUAUGAUGAACAAGUUGUCACCGGAAUCAUUCUUCAUACCACAGGAUUGCGAGCACUUGAGCUUGAGCCCUCGCCUUUCCAUCGCUGGAUGUGGCCAACAUGGCUGAAGCAUGCACAUACGUCACUCGAGUCCUUGUCGGCCACUUUCAAGUCCUGGGCUGGAAAUGUGGAGCCCAUCUUAAAGCCCAUAUUUACACUCUGCUUUCGUCUCCAGUACCUCUCACUCAACAUCUGGUCGUCAAACAUUCGUAAAGUGCCGAUACACAUGUACCCACCCCUGAAGAAACUUCUUUACCUCAAUUUGGGCUGGGUUCAUACGUCAACAGACCAGAUUGCUGAUCUUCUCAUGUUGACUCCAAGUCUGAAAGAGCUGAAAUUGGAUUUCGUUCAGUGUGAUGGUGCCGUGUUAACAAUUGCCUCAUUGACUCUCGAAAAUGUGUACGUUACACACCGAAGUCACGUCGUGAAGAGGCCUGGGUCUAUACGAUUCAGUUGCCCACGCUUGAUGCACCUGGAGGUGGGAGGGGUGGACGAGGUGAUUAUCGUGGGUGGUUCACAACUCCGCCAGCUGACCCUCUUCAUGGCUUCAGACAUGGAUGUGCAAUUCGGCGACGCGAGGACCGUGGAGGUGCUUAAAGUGUUAAGCGUUGUGGAUAAUGUCAAUCCAUGGGUCUCUUGGCAGAGGCUGAAGGGAUUCCUUGAUCGGUUUGGCAAUAGCCUAAAGGUCUUGGAGAUUGGUGCUGUCAAGUUGAAGGGUGUUUUGCUGGCAUGCGGUCCCAGGAGAGAAGCCAUUUGCCUGCAUGACCUUUUGAAAAGUCUUCGCACAAUGGAAUCUGUGAUUUUUCAUUCGGUCGCUUUUGCAAGCAUUGCAGACAGCUUGACGCAAGUGAUGCUCAGCCAUCCGAAGGAAUGUGAAUUGUUGUGGUGGAGGGCCCCGUUCAUAUUGCCGAAGAUAAGGAGCAUAACUGUCAGAUGGUAUGUUAAUCUGCCAUUAAUACAUAAUGCCGAGGCCUUAUCUGCCUUUCUACGCAACAGUUUCCCUGCUGUGAGGGUGGAAGUGAAGUUCUCCGAGGACCACGGGUUCUCUGCUUGGGAAAAGCCGAAGUGAUGCCAGAGCCACUUUUAUCCUCCUCUGUUCUGGGUGCAAGUUCCCUUCUGUCAUCUUUGGUGGUGUUCCAAGCUUCUGCCUUCUGGUUCCACAGUCCUGCCUUUUCUCCUUUUUUCAUUUUUGCGCUCCCUUCUUUCGUCCUAUCUGGUUUCAAGCUUCCCUUUUUUUGUGUUCCACAAGCGUGAGUCUUUCUCCUUCUUGUUUCCAAGCGUCCACCUUUCUGUUUCCAGACUCCCUUCUGUUUUUUUCCAUUCUGCUUGCAAGCUCCCUCCUUUUUUGUUCUAAGCUUCCUCCCUUUUCGUUCCAGGCUUCCUCCUAUUUGGCUCCAAGCUUUCUCUCCUCUCUGCUUCCCAGCUUCCUCCUUACUGCUUCCGGACCGCGUUCUGGUCACCUUUCUAGUUACCCUCUCGCUCCUUAUACUUGGUGUAUUUGCGUUCCAUGCAUGAGUCUUUUGCCUGAGUGGUCGAGGCAGAAGGGGGAUGCUGGACGGUUUCGCAAGAACGCCCAGUACUUUUGUGUAACUGCACUCCACGUCCUCCACGAGAGUAAAGCCUCACAUGGUGU
Chara braunii is the source of this 2177-nucleotide messenger RNA. NCBI's taxonomy places the organism in Eukaryota, Viridiplantae, Streptophyta, Charophyceae, Charales, Characeae. The record is from the annotation of a GenBank genome assembly.